ACUGGAAGAGCUAGAAAUACUACAGCAUCGGAGGGCUGUGUUCUACUUCAGAAGCUGAAGUGCGCGUGCGCUUGGGAGUGUUGUAUGAGGAGACCAGGAGGAAGUGGGAUUCGUCGCUGCUGAGCAACUCUGAGUUGGCAGGUGGCUCACAAACAGAAGGCCCUUCUAUGGAUGAAGAAGAGGAUUGCCCAGAAUUGGUUCCCAUAAAGGAGCAAGAGGUUAAGGACAGUGCAAGGAGAGAUGUUCAACCCACUGAGACUGCCAAGAUUCCUGUCACUAUUAUCACUGGAUACUUAGGUGCUGGAAAAACUACUCUUCUUAACUAUAUUCUAACGGAACAACACAACAAGAGAAUAGCUGUUAUCCUGAAUGAGUUUGGUGAAGGAAGUGCAUUGGAAAAGUCUUUGGCUGUAAGUCAAGGUGGAGAACUCUAUGAAGAAUGGCUGGAGCUCAGAAAUGGUUGCCUGUGCUGCUCAGUAAAGGACAAUGGCUUGAAGGCUAUUGAGAAUCUAAUGCAGAAGAAAGGAAAGUUUGACUAUAUUCUUUUAGAGACGACUGGGUUGGCAGAUCCAGGCGCUGUUGCCUCCAUGUUCUGGGUUGAUGCUGAAUUAGGAAGUGACAUUUAUCUGGAUGGUAUAAUCUCUGUUGUUGAUGCAAAGUAUGGACUAGAGCAUAUGAGAGAAGAAAAGCCCACUGGCCUUAUCAAUGAAGCUGCAAGGCAGAUUGCACUAGCAGAUCUUAUUAUAAUCAAUAAGACUGAUUUGGUUCCACAAGAAGCAGUGAUGAAAUUGAGAACGGUUGUCAGGUCAAUAAAUGGAAUUGUCAGAAUUAUAGAAACUCAAAGAUCAAGAGUUGACCUAUCUGACGUUUUAGACCUGCAUGCUUUUGACAGUGUCUCAGGAAAAAGCUUGCAACAGAAGCUGCAGAUUCAAGAGGCACCACAACCGCACUUAGAUAAGAGCAUUGUCACAUCUACAUUUGAAGUACAAGGAAGCACAACUGAAGAAGAUCUAAAUGAGUUUGUUCAAAACUUGCUGUGGGAGAAAACUAUGAAAGACAAGAGGGGUAAUCCCAUGGAAGUCAUAAGACUCAAGGGGCUGGUGUCUAUCAAAGAUAAACCUCAUCAAGUGAUAGUCCAAGGUGUUCAUGAGCUGUAUGAUCUAGAAGACACCACUGUAAGGUGGAAGGAGGAUGAACGAACAAAUAGAUUGGUUUUAAUAGGUAGGAACUUGGAUAAAGAUACCCUUCAGGAUGCCUUUAUAGCUACUAUGACAAAGAGAGAGGAAAAUGGUUGAUGUCACCUUCCAAAGAGUAGAUUUUCAAUGCUACGUAAUUUUAAAAUGAAGAAUCUUGGACUGUGCCAUGUUUUUCAUGGGUGGCACGUUGGAGUUCUCUACAGUUCAUCAUAUUUCCUUUUACUUAUUAAAAUAAAAAUAGUAAAUCUUUGGGGAUUUUUUAGUCACCAGGAUUUGUUUUAAGUAAUGUAAUGAUUAAUUUGCAAAUGGCGGGGAGGGAGGAACACUUCACUAUAAUUCCCUCUUGUUUUUCCAAGUCACCAGAAACUUGUGCUUCUUUGAAUUGAAUCUUUUGUGGAAAGGUUAGUAAUUAAAAAGAGAUCACUUCUACUAUUC
Messenger RNA from Eublepharis macularius, 1631 nucleotides. RefSeq names its product zinc-regulated GTPase metalloprotein activator 1A-like. The record is from RefSeq and is a predicted model, not a curated record. The coding region runs from base 168 to 1295 and encodes 375 amino acids. The transcript has 16 exons. Gene Ontology annotation, cellular component: cytoplasm. NCBI's taxonomy places the organism in Eukaryota, Metazoa, Chordata, Lepidosauria, Squamata, Eublepharidae.